This is a messenger RNA of Guillardia theta CCMP2712, 239 nucleotides long. RefSeq lists its product as hypothetical. The record is from RefSeq and is a predicted model, not a curated record. The annotation marks the transcript as partial. The transcript is spliced from 3 exons. Lineage: Eukaryota; Cryptophyceae; Pyrenomonadales; Geminigeraceae.
CAAUGCUGUUCGUGGCGGUGCCUAUAGCGCUCGGCGGAGGCCCAGACAUGUUCAACUGUGCUGAAUGCAUCGAGAACCAGGUCGGGCAUCACAAUGGAUAUAGCUGCCCACCUGGCAAGAGCAUGAAUGGGAUCCCAUACUGCCAGGACACCCUCACAUGGGACAAGAAGGCCCCCGUCGUCGCUUUCUUGUAGUGAUUCCUUAUGUAUGUGCCAAGUACACAUGUGUCAUGUGUCAUG